Messenger RNA from Cercopithifilaria johnstoni, 1590 nucleotides. Lineage: Eukaryota; Metazoa; Nematoda; Chromadorea; Rhabditida; Onchocercidae. The record is from the annotation of a GenBank genome assembly.
AUGUCAGGAUUACAAACAAGAUUAUUGUCAACCGGUGAAAUGAUUCAACCAGUUCAGCAAGUAUUUGAUCAAAUGAAAGAAAUGGAAGAUCAAUUGGAUCCUUUAUUUUUUAAAAUGGUGGAAUAUUAUUUUGAUAAAGGAGCAGCGGUGAUAAUUCCAAAACUUAUCGAAGAGCAUCCAUCACGUGAAAUGUCAAAAGAAACGAAAGAGAAAUUCGUUCGUGGAGUUAUUGCUAUGAUUAAACCAGCUAGUAAGGUAUUGCAUAUAACAUUUCCGCUUAGACGUGAUGAUGGAACAUUUGAAAUGAUUGAAGCAUGGAGAGCACAACAUUGUGAUCAUCGAACUCCAACAAAAGGUGGCAUUCGUUAUGGUAAAAAUGUUGGCGAAGAUGAGGUGAAAGCACUUUCUGCUUUAAUGACAUAUAAAUGUGCUGUGGCUAAUAUACCGUUUGGUGGCGCAAAAGGUGGUGUAAAAAUUGAUCCAAGCAAAUAUUCCGAAUAUGAAAUUGAAAAAAUCACUCGUCGUAUGACAGUGGAAUUUGCAAAGAAGGGAUUUUUGGGACCAGGAGUUGAUGUUCCUGCUCCUGAUAUGGGUACCGGUGAACGAGAAAUGAGUUGGAUUGCGGAUACAUAUGCGCAAACAGUUGGAUAUACUGAUAAGGAUGCAUAUGCUUGUGUUACCGGUAAAUCGAUCGUUGCUGGAGGAAUUCAUGGUCGUACAGCAGCAACCGGACGUGGUGUAUGGAAUGGUUUGGAAACAUUCUUAAAUAAUUCCAACUAUAUGAAUAAAAUUGGUUUAGAACCUGGAUUAAAAGGAAAAAAAAUUAUUGUUCAGGGUUUUGGUAAUGUUGGUACUUUUACAUCAUAUUUCGUAUCGAUCGGUGGUGGAAUAAUUAUUGGUAUUCAAGAAUAUAACUAUUCGGUGUAUAAUCCAAAUGGUUUGAAUAUUGAUGCAUUGAUUAAAUAUUCUACGGAACAUCGAACAAUAGCGAAUUAUCCGGAAGCUGAAGCAUAUGAGCCAUACAAUGAUUUAAUUUAUGAAGAAUGUGAUGUAUUAAUUUUGGCCGCUUGUGAAAAAGUAAUUAAUAAAAAUAAUGCAAAUAGAAUUAAGGCUAAGGUUAUCGUAGAAGCCGCAAAUGGUCCAGUAACUCCAGCAGCUGAUAAAAUUUUAUUAGCUCGAAAUGAUUGUAUCGUUAUUCCUGAUUUAUUCGUUAAUAGUGGUGGUGUUACGGUAUCAUUUUUUGAAUGGUUGAAAAAUUUGAAUCAUGUCCGUUUUGGUCGAGUUGCUUCAAAGCAUGAAAUUGAUUCCGGUUACGAUUUAUUGGCAAGUAUUCAAGAAUCAUUGAGACGUGAAUUUGGGAAAGAUAUUAAAAUUGAAAUAUCAGAAGGAUUGAAAAAUCGAUUCAAUUAUAAAUCUGAAGAAGAAAUUGUUUAUUCCAGUUUAGAACUUAGCAUGCAAAAAUCAGCUCAUGAUAUUAUAAAAACGAUAGAGAAAUACAAUCUUGGUUUGGAUUUACGUACCGCUGCUUAUGCGACAGCCGUUGAAAAAAUUUACAAUACUUAUCGUUCAUUUGGUUUUACAUUUGCGUAA